AUGGCACAAAGUAGUUGCCCAAAGGACGCAGGAAGAGAGAAAGCCGCGGAAGUCUUUGAGCCAGAUAGGAAGUCUACGACGCAGCGAAGAAUGGAAGCUGCGAGAGUCUUAGAGCCAGAUAGGGAGUUCACGACGCAGCGGAGAUUGGAGCACCAGAGAGGAACCACGGAGCCCAAGUUAGAUUGUGAGAUGGCUCAGAAAGUUGAGAACUACACAGUGGAAGUGACCAAGUUGAGACGAGAGUUAGAAGCGGAGAGGCGAAGGAAUGCCACACCCCCGUUAGUCCAGGGCACCAUCAGCUUCUCAGUGGAGUCGGAAGAGAGAACGUUGGAAGUUAAUGCAAGUACGCGAACAGACAAGAGGACGCAGGUGAACGAAGAUAGGAAGGAUGAGAUCCGAGACGAAAAUAGCGUAGUUACGUUGGCGCAAGUGCAUCAGUCAAAGGAUCCUCCAGCCGAGCGCGGUGACUUGAGGAUUACGGACAGUGUAAUUCAUGAAGUUUUCGAGUACAACAGCGGUCCCAGACGAGUAACUCGAGUUCUGUGCGACGGAAUUAGUGCGACGUGGACGGACAAUAGCAAAGAACGAGUGGCAGGAGUGGCCCAGCCUAAAGACCCUCCUAGCAUGUGGAGCAGUCUUUACAUGGAGUCCGAGAACAGUGAUGGAUACGAGAUCGAGUUCGAAGAGUUGAGACCCCCCGACCCAGAUCUUACUUCAGACGAGAAGGGCGGUGUGAGGCAGGCGAGUUUGAGUUUUGAUGUGUGGAUGGACUUGGCGAGAGGACAGUUCCAUCGAGAGAGAUCGGCGACGAGAGAGACGGAGAUGCAGGAAGGAAAGAUCGCAGAAAGGGACGAGGUGAGGCCUUCGGUGGCCGGAGCCUUGGGGUCUGCGCGAGGGAAGUUGUCCUUCAAGGAUGACCCGAUGAUGAGUAGCGAGAGUGAGGUAGACAGAUUGACCUCGGGAGGAAGGAAGUCCAAGAAGACUAGGACUUAG
Molecule: messenger RNA, 993 nt
Organism: Cantharellus anzutake
Lineage: Eukaryota; Fungi; Basidiomycota; Agaricomycetes; Cantharellales; Hydnaceae
Exons: 3
Coding region: 1-993 (330 amino acids)
Source: RefSeq, a predicted model, not a curated record